AUGACUACUGUGAUGAUAACAUCCGAAAUGGAUGCGGCUCUGGCCUUGUUGGACUUACACAGGAAUAAUUAUGAGAGAGUCAAUUCCCACCCUAUGGCCAAUAUGGAUGGGCAAGUUCAUAUUGCAACAAUUUUCAAUAGUUUCGUAAAUUCCAAGACUUCGCUUUCACCGAGUAGCAGCCCUAACCCUAGAACAACCGCUGAGCGAAAAUCGUGGAAGGUGUCGCCAGGAAGGAAAAGUCGAAACACCAGUCCAGUACCAAAGAAGAUAACAACAUACGAUAUAGCAACCCAAACGGAUAUCGACGAAGAUAACGAACCUGAAAUAGAAAAAAUGAGAAAUGUUAUUAAAGGUUUAUGUGCCAGAAUAGAAGAACUAGAAGCGAAACUCAAAACCAAAGAGCAAGAGACUUCUUCAGUUACGGACUCAUUAGAACGAAUUACUGAUUAUUCGAGUGAUGACUUCAGACCACAGCAGAGGAGGCGAUCGCAUAAGCGAAAAAGAAAUUCGACAGUCACCACAGACUUCAGUUCAAUAGGAGAUUACGAUUCUACAUUAAAUAAAGAUGAAGAUACUAUAGACAACGAUGUAAAGCGAAUAAAAGCUUGGACGCCGAAAAAUACUGUUAAAACUAAUAAAGACAAGGUGCCUAUUGGAGACGGAAACGCUGUGGUCCCAGCCAGGCUUCUUAAGCAUAUGGAUUGGACUUCAUACACAAAUGCAACAAGGAAACUACUAACUGCAGUUUUUUCGAGAAAAGUACUGGCGACCCACUCAUUAACUGGAAAACCUUCACCAGCAUUUCCAAACAAACCUGCUAAAAAGAAGCUUGAUCCAAUGCUAGUUAAUGACAUUGUGCAGACGGUCGUAGAAAAAUGUUGCGUCCCCGAAAAUGUUGUCAGGACCAGUAUCACAACAAAGUGUGCGGACGAAAGUAAAAUGUUCCGCACACGAGAACAAAAUAUAAAGAAAAAACCCUCAAAAAAAGAAAACAUCACCCCUGAUGAUGAAUCAGAAUUGACAAUGACUACUGUGAUGAUAACAUCCGAAAUGGAUGCGGCUCUGGCCUUGUUGGACUUACACAGAAAUAAUAAUGAGAGAGUCAAUUCCCACCCUAUGGCCAAUAUGGAUGGGCAAGUUCAUAUUGCAACAAUUUUCAAUAGUUUCGUAAAUUCCAAGACUUCGCAUUCACCUAGUACUAGUCCUAACCCUAGAACAACCGCUGAGCGAAAAUCGUGGAAGAUGUCGCCAGGAAGGAAAAGUCGAAAAACCAGUCCAGUACCAAAGAAGAUAACAACAUACGAUAUAGCAACCCAAACGGAUAUCGACGUAGAUAACGAAUCUGAAAUAGAAAAAAUGAGAAAUGUUAUUAAAGGUUUAUGUGCCAGAAUAGAAGAACUAGAAGCGAAACUCAAAACCAAAGAGCAAGAGACUUCUUCAGUUACGGACUCAUUAGAACGAAUUACUGAUUAUUCGAGUGAUGACUUCAGACCACAGCAGAGGAGGCGAUCGCAUAAGCGAAAAAGAAAUUUGACAUUCACCACAGACUUCAGUUCAAUUGGAGAUUACGAUUCUACAUUUAAUAAAGAUGAAGAUACUAUAGAGAACGAUGUAAAGCGAAUAAAAGCUUCGACGCAGAAAAAUACUGUUAAAAAUAAUGAACACAAGGUGCCUAUUGGAGACGGAAACGCUGUGGUCCCAGCCAGGCUUCUUAGGCAUAUGGAUUGGACUUCAUACACAAAUGCAACAAGGAAACUACUAACUGCAGUAUUUUCGAGAAAAGUACUGGCGACCCACUCAUUAACUGGAAAACCUUCACCAGCAUUUCCAGACAAACCUGCUAAGAAGAAGCUAGAUCCAAUGCUAGUAAAUGACAUUGUGCAGACGGUCGUAGAAAAAUGUUGCGUCGCCCAAAAUGUUGUCAGGACCAGUAUCACAACAAAGUGUGCGGACGAAAGUAAAAUGUUCCGCACACGAGAACAAAAUAAAACGAAGAAGAAGACCUUAACAAAAGAAAACAUCACCCCUGAUGAUGAAUCAGGAGAAUCUUUUUAA
Danaus chrysippus (African queen) is the source of this 2055-nucleotide messenger RNA. Lineage: Eukaryota; Metazoa; Arthropoda; Insecta; Lepidoptera; Nymphalidae. The record is from the annotation of a GenBank genome assembly.